Molecule: messenger RNA, 4842 nt
Organism: Bicyclus anynana (squinting bush brown)
Lineage: Eukaryota; Metazoa; Arthropoda; Insecta; Lepidoptera; Nymphalidae
Gene: Yif1
Product: protein YIF1B-B
Exons: 7
Coding region: 147-1238 (363 amino acids)
Biological process (GO): endoplasmic reticulum to Golgi vesicle-mediated transport
Cellular component (GO): Golgi membrane; COPII-coated ER to Golgi transport vesicle; endoplasmic reticulum-Golgi intermediate compartment
Source: RefSeq, a predicted model, not a curated record
AAAAGUCAGUGAUUGUUGUCAAAAAUCACGAAAUUGAACGUUGUUGAAUGAUGAUGUGUUUCUAAAUCAAGUAAUAUAAAAAAAUUAAAUUUACUAAACUUUUAUUAUGUCGGUACGUCGUUGUUGACCUAAUUUAAAACUAGAAAAUGAAUUUCAACGCUUCAAGAAACGUGGGUGCAGGUGGGCCGCGCAAAGCCAAGCGUGUCGUCGAUGUCAAUGCCAUGGGGGCUCCAGCUCCUGCACCCUCCUUCAGUCCAAGUGCACCAUAUAACACAGGUUACGCUCAGAGUCCACCACCUCCUUAUCAGCAAGGGAUCCAGUUGGAUGGAGGGCAGGAGUUUGGCACUCCUGAACCUGCUGGAAAUUUUGGUUUCAUGGGUGGGUAUCCUCAGUCACCAAUGCCUGCACCAGGCAACAUUGGCGCCAUGCUUCAUCAACCUAUUGUGCAGGACAUGGCGAUGCAGUACGGCAACGCGCUGGCGGCGCAGGGGCGCGAGGCGGUGCAGCGCGAGCUGGGCCGGUUCGUGGCCGUCUCGCGCCUGCGCUACUACUUCGCCGUCGACACCAGCUACGUGCUGCGCAAGCUGCUGCUCAUCCUGUUCCCCUACCGGCACAGCGAGUGGAUGGUGAAGUACGACCAGGAGACGCCGGUGCAGCCCCGCUACGACGUGAACGCACCCGACCUGUACAUACCGUCCAUGGGCUAUGUCACAUACGUGCUGCUGGCUGGCUUUAUGCUCGGCCUCCAACACCGCUUCUCUCCGGAACAGAUCAGCAUCCAAGCGUCCAGCGCACUGGCUUACAUCAUCUUCGAGAUGGUGUUGUACCUGGUGACGCUGUACAUCACGAGCACCGGCACCGCGCUCAAGACCCUCGACCUGCUGGCCUUCUCCGGGUACAAGUACACGGUGAUGAUCGUCAGCCUGCUGGGCGCGCUGGCGCUGGGCGGCGUCGGCUACUACUGCUGCCUGGCGUACUGCAGCGCUGGACUGUCCUACUUCCUGGUGAAGACCCUCCGCCUCCAGCUGCUGGCCGGCUCCCCCCAGCCGGCGGAGCAGCCGAGCUACAGCUACGGCUACCAGCCCAACCCGUACGCCGAGCAGUGGAGCAAGCCGGGCGGCACUAAGCGCCGCGUCUACUUCCUGCUGUUCGUGGCGCUCACCCAGCCGCUGCUGUGCUGGUGGCUGACCCGCCACCUGGUGCCGGCCGCCGCCCUCGCCGCACCAGUGGCCACGUGAUAGUGAACGUGAACUAAAGUGAAUGUGAAGUGAAAGUGAAGUGAACAUUUCCACAUCUAAAGUAGACCUAACAUACACGCCAUGACAUAGCUUGUGGAUUGAUCUCUCAUAGUAAAAUGCACAACCAUGUAGACAAUUUCACUUAAAAACUGGCAAAUUUUGCUAUGACAGUUUUAGAAUUAUUGGUAAAGAAGAUUAUACCUAAAGGCCUUUUAAUUAAAUUUUAAAUGUUUUAAAUAUAGUCCAAUGUUCAAUAAAAUCACAAAUUCAGAGCUAAUUCAAACUUAUGGAUUGAGUUUAAGGUUGAAUUUGCAAAUGCGACUACUUGGAUUGAGUGCCAAAAGACAGAAGCCAGAAGUUGGGUUUGGCACUCAUUGAGUGGGGAUGUUUUUUGAUUGUUGAUUGUGCAUCCACUUUUUAACAUGAGAUUGAUGACCUUGUGAUAACAUAUCAACCCGCAACACAACAAAAGAGAGAGAGAUAUUGCUGGUUUGAUGCUAUUGGUUGAUUAAUCUUCACAAGAUAUGUUAUAGCGCCCAUGUUAGACCGACAGACUUGGAUGAAAUUGUCGGUGAUAGCAUAAGUACACCAGUGCUCUGCAAAUUUUUUGUCUUAAAAGUACACUAUAAAGAAAGUUUACCUCGAAUUUGAAACACGUAAAAAUUAAUGCUUAUUAAAUAAUGAAAUAAAUAUUAAUAGUAAAACAAUGAUUAAAUAAUAACGGGAAUGACAAUUUUAUAACUUAUUUACAUACCUACCAAAUGUACAAGAAUUUGAUUAAAAUUGGUUGAGCCAUUCCAGAGGAGAAUGACAAACACUGAUUUUUACUGGUCCAAUAAAAUAUAUGAUUAAUGUGACUAAAUCGAAAAUUAAACUUAAAUAAAUACUUAUUCACAUAUAUGCCUCUAGAUCAUUUACAAAAUUAAAUUAAAACUUGGAAAAUCAAUUAAAAAUUUAUACAUUCUUUAGGCUAAGAGACGCAAAAGUUAUUUCUUAUUGGAACUUUGAAGAAACUGUUUUUUAUUUACAAGUUAGUCCUUGACUACAAUCUCACCUGAUGGUAAGUGAUGAUGCAAUCUAAGAUGGAAGAGGAUUUGUUAGCAGUAGGAUGUAAAUCUACACUGUUUCAACACAACAUCAUACCGGAACAUUAAAUCCCUUGGGGGUAAGACUUUGGCGGUAAGGUGAUUCUAUUACUACUUUAGAAUGAAAAGCGAUUAUUUUUGCUAUUUUCUACAAAAGCAAGAAAUAAUAACUUUACUUACUGUAUUGGGUCUUCCAAAGUAUAGCUUUAUGGAUUUUGGUUGAUGAGGAAAAGUUGUGAAGGAUUUGAUGUUGGUGCAAUUUUAUGUAAAGCAAGUGAUGUAAAGUGCAAUGAACUGUAGUGACAAAAAUAAUAAUUAGCACAUGGGACUGUUAGCUAUACAAGAAAACAGUUAAUAUUGAAAAAACAUUGUUAACUUCUUAUUAAAUAUUGUUGUCAGGACAUUUGUAGGAAACAUAAAUAAAAUGAUUUGAAUCAGGAUUGGUAAAGUGAAUGUUCAUUGUUGUUUUAACCAAAGAGUUAAUUGUGUAAGCCUGGUGAAAACCAAUAUACGGUUCAUUCCAACACUCCGGGCAUCAAAGAAUUUAUAAUAUUAGAUGUCACUAGCGCGUACAAACUGAGACAGACAUCCAUGAAAUCCAUGGUUUCUGCGGGAUUUGUGAAAAACUGAAUUUCACGCGAAGUCGCGGGCGUCCGCUAGUUGUUUAUAGAUAUCAGUCAACUAGGUACUCUGUUUGUAAUUUUUGGACUUAAACAUCAGUUACUUAUACUAAUAUUUAAUCAAGUCCAUACAAACUAAUUAUUAUAAUAAAUGUUUUCGAAUGAUGAAUAAUUUAUUUAUUUUGUAAUUUUUCAAGGUUUACUAUUUAAGUAAUGUUGCCGCUUGAAUUUUCUGUUUUUCGCCUAAAAUAGCAAAACAAGUCAAUUAUUCAUUAUGAAACUUAACUUCUGCUAAUAUAAUUUAUAAUUAUUAUUUUAAUUAUAUAAUUGAGCCUUUGUUACAUUAUGCUUUUAAGUUAUAAUAUUAUUAAUUUGUUAUUGGUUUAAAUUUUUAAUACAUCAACAAAUUUUAAAAUAAAUUCACUUAGUAAUCUUAUUAUGUUUUCUCAUUGAAUCUUGUUUACCAUAUAAAUAACUAAGUAUCAUAAUGAACUAUCUUGUAUAAUUUUGUUUAGCAUUCAAAUAUAUUUGUAUGUAUUUGAUUUUCCCAAAAACUACUGAUUCAAUUUAAAUAACUCGGGAAAAUGUGUAUUUUUAAAUAACACCAUUUAAAUGGCGUUAUUAAAAAACAUAUUUUGCCAAGAUGAAAAAGCUCUAUGUUGCUUUUUGAAAAAUUAUAAUUUUUCUUAAAUUUUCAGAAAUUUGCUUUUUUAUAUUAAUAGAAAACGUAUUUUAUUACAUAUGCCUAUAUUUUGUAAAACUUUCGCAUUUAUGCUUUGGACGUCAAACAUUGUCUUAUGAAUAAGUUUGAAGGAAUAUUAAAUUAUGUAUAUAUACAUACUUACCAGCGGCGAAGAGUUCAUGCAAGCCGAUUCCCGUCCUACCUUUAAAAUUCCAUGCAUUUUCAUUGGUGUACUGUUGUGUGAGUUUAUAUCACGCUAUAUGAAUUUCCUUUUCUUUGGGACGGCUUACCUUCAUCUAAAUUCCAUCCUUCGCCACUGAUACCUACUUACUUGUUUAAUAUAAUAUUUUGUUUUAAGAAAUAAUUAUUAUAAUCUACUUACUCCUAAUUUCACUAAUAGACCUGGUAAUUUUUAACUUAACUUUAACGAGUGUUUCAAUUACUUAACUACAUAUUUUCUUAAUUAUUAUGUAAGUAUGUUUAAAUUACUAGGUAUUUUUAAACAAUUGUAUAGUUUGUAAUCUCUCGAUCUAUCUUUUUUUUUUUGUAUAUGACUAUUUUUUGUAUAUGAUUACAAAUGAUAAUAUUUUUCUUACCUUUAGGUACAGAUCUAAUUAAGCUACUAGGUGUACAUCUCGUGUACCGGAAAGGCUCGAACCUACGACCUUCUAAUGCCAGUCAAUACUUUUAACCAUUUUGUUAUUUCUCCUAUUCUAUAAUCUUAUCUAAGUACCAACCUAACACAUUCGUAACUAAAUUAUGAUGGUUCUUUGUUAUUGUUUUUGUAUAAUGAAGUGUCAAAUAUGACGUCACAACUUAGGUACAUUGCGCGCACUAUGACUUCAUUAUACAGAAUCUAGCCUUGGAAAAAUGUUGAAAUAUACAUGCCCAAAUUUUAUUCAAUUGAACCAAAACGAAUUUCAUGUUUAAAUUAUAUUGUUUAGUCACUGAGAUUAGUGAUUGUAUAUCUGCGACACGCUAUGAGGGCCGUUGUGAGAGCUUAUUAAUGACGAAAUGUUAAAAGACACUAAAGUGAAAAUAGUUAUUUCGAUGUACCUAUUUUUCAAACUAGACUACAAAUAAACACAAAAUUAUUUGCUUAAUGAUUGUUAGGAAAUUCAAAACAGCCAUCAUAUCGUGUCACUUAGUGCCUGUAAGUUAACAAGCUGUAGGACUGUUUUGUACUAAUUAAAUGAUUAAAGUAAUUUUAUAUGGCA